AUGUCUGACAUUUAACAAGGACAAAUAGUGGCCAAUUUAUACAAAGUUCUUAAACUUCUUUCUUAAGGUUCUUUUGGAAAGGUAUACCUGGGAAGAAACUUAUAAACUGGAGGGAAUGUCGCUAUAAAAGUAGAAAAAUAGUAGAUGCAAAGAUUCUUCAGUUUAAACAGAGAGGUGCAUCUUUUAGAAAUAAUUUAGAUAGACAUUUUAACUAAACUGCAAGGAGUCUAAGGCGUGCCUGAAUUAAUUUGGUUUGGGGAACAAAAUGGUUUAUAAAUAAUGAUUACAAACAUGCUGGGAUUUGAUUUGAUGCAUUAUUUGAAAAAACAUAAAAAAUUUUCGAUGGAUUGCGUCUACAAUAUUGCAUAUCAAAUGUUGGAGAUUUUAGAAAAAUCACAUAAGCUGUAAUAAAAUGUUUUAAAUAUUUAUAGAAAUAUCAUUCAUAGAGAUUUGAAACCAGAGAAUAUUUUGGGAAGAGCUAAUAGUAAUCAAAUACAUUUGAUUGAUUUUGGAAUAGCCAAAGAUUUAACAAAAUAGUCAAGAUAUACUUAUUAAAAAAUUCCAUUUAUUGGAACGAGUAGAUAUGCAAGUAUAGCAGCUCAUUUUGGAGAAGAAUAAAGCAGAAAAGAUGAUUUGGAGGCUUUGGGAUAUGUCCUUAUAUACUUGAUUAAGUAAGAGUUACCAUGGAUGAAAUGUGAAAAAAUAAAAGAAAAUCGCUUAAUGAAAAUUGGCUAAAUGAAGAAGAGCAUUCCUUUGGAAAAACUUUGUGAAGGAUGUCCCUCUUAAAUUCUGAAGUAAUAAUCGAUUUAAAUGGAAGUUAUAUGAAAUAAAUCCAGAAUUUGGCAUCAUCUUAAAUUCCAAAUUAUCGAAAGCUAAAAGGACUUUUUGAAAAUUCUCCUCUACAUAUAUAAUGGGUGAUUUUUGAUUGGUACUAAGGUCAUUAUAGAAAUUAUCAAACCAAAUAAGAAUGGAAAGUAAAUCAGUAAAAAACCAAGAAAUAUGAUAGUGCUUAAUAAAUCUAAAUCUAAUUGUAUUUAUAAAUUACAUUAUUUUAGGUCAAUCGAAAAAACUCCAUCUAAAGCAUCUCGAAUAAAUAGAUCAACUACAAUGAAUGGCAACUCUAAUCCCUCUUCUUAACUCAAUAGUAUGGAAUCUGAUAAUAAAAAACGAUCAAUCAAGAGUACAGAAAGCAUUUAUGUUGAUUUUGUGAAUUCUGAUUCUUACUUUCUUUCUAAGAAAACUUAUAGCAAAGCUAAAACUGUUAAUCAUUUUUCUGAGAUUGAAGAAUUCAUGCCACUCAGGGAUCAACUCUAACUUAUGCAAUUAGAAAAUUAAGAUCUUGAGGUGAAGCACCAUUUACUGCAUUAUCGUUCUGUAAACUUCAAUUUCAAGAAUCCUAUAUAAAAAUAUCUUUAGUUCUAAAUCAAUUGA
Molecule: messenger RNA, 1431 nt
Organism: Paramecium octaurelia
Lineage: Eukaryota; Ciliophora; Oligohymenophorea; Peniculida; Parameciidae
Source: the annotation of a GenBank genome assembly